AUGAUAACCCAUUCAGAAGACAGUUUUACAGCUUUGGAUAAAGGAGACUGCAUAACGUUAUCCAUUCCUGAAGUAGAUCGAGGGCCUCUUGAUUUCCUUAACAUUUAUGGGGUAAUAAUGAAUUACGAAAAUGGAGUAUAUCAAAUUGGCACAAAAGAUGGUCUACUGAAAGGUUGGUUUCCUCGAGCUGAAAUCAAGAAAUCUGGCAGCAAUGUUAUAACAUUUUCUGACGUAUCAACAGACACGCUAAUAUCUCUGAGAGAAGCAGCAGCUCAGCAGUCUAUCAGUGGUGGUCAGGGCUUUAAAAAGUGUAAUUGUAAAGCCAGUCAAUCGCAAUGUAAAACCAAACGAUGCAUUUGUUUUAAAUCGGGUACUCUAUGUGAUUCUCGUUGCCAUCAGAGCCAACCAUGUUCAAAUAAAUAA
This is a messenger RNA of Leptopilina boulardi, 423 nucleotides long. RefSeq lists its product as uncharacterized. NCBI's taxonomy places the organism in Eukaryota, Metazoa, Arthropoda, Insecta, Hymenoptera, Figitidae. Bases 1 to 423 code for a protein of 140 amino acids. The transcript has a single exon. The record is from RefSeq and is a predicted model, not a curated record.